GGGCGGCCUGCGGGGCGCAGAACCUCCGGGACCCAGCGCCGGACUGGACCCAGCCCGAGCCGACGCGAGCCCUGAGCCGCUCACCCGCGCCGGGCUCCCGCCUCCGCGGUCGCCGAGUGACUGCCCAACCGCGCUCGCGCCCCCGGCUCCUGCCCAGCCCGCGGGCGAUGCUGUGACGGCGCCGGACCAGCGAGCGGACGACCCGGGCAGGGCGCCCGCCCGCCCCGAUGCGGCUGCGCCUCUUCCCCUUCGCGCUCGUGCUGCUCAACUGCGUGGACCUCGGGCUCGGCCAGGGCCGCUGGCGCCGCGGGAGGCGAGCCAGCUACGUUUCGAACCCCAUUUGCAAGGGCUGCUUGUCGUGCUCCAAGGACAACGGAUGCAGCCGGUGCCAACAGAAGCUGUUCUUCUUCCUGCGGCGGGAGGGCAUGCGGCAGCAUGGAGAGUGUCUGCACGCCUGCCCCGCGGGCUACUACGGGCACCGCGCCCCUGACAUGAACAGAUGCGCACGAUGCAGAAUGGAAAACUGUGAGUCCUGCUUCAGCAAAGACUUCUGUACCAGGUGCACAGCCGGCUCCUAUCUGCACAGGGGCCGCUGCUUCAGGGAGUGUCCAGAUGGCUUCGCCCCCUCGGACGACACCCUGGAAUGUGUAGAAGGAUGUCAAGUUGGCCAGUGGAGCGAAUGGGGAGCGUGUAGCAGAAACAACCGCACAUGUGGAUUUAAGUGGGGCCUAGAAACCAGAACACGGCAAAUUGUGAAAAAGCCAGCGAAAGACACCAUCCCCUGCCCAACCAUCGCGGAGUCCCGGCGAUGCAAGAUGACCACGCGGCACUGUCCGGGAGGGAAGAGGACGCCAAAGGCAAAGGGCAAGAAGAACAAGAAGAAGAAGAGGAGGCUCCUGGAUGGCGCGCAGCAGCAGCACAGCGCCUCCCUCGGCACAGACAGAUCGCACCAGUAAAGGCCGACCGCGCGGGGGUGGGGUUUUGUGUUUGUUUCUGCACAAGUGCGCGAAGCUCCUCCCGCUCCCGCAUGCUGGCGCGCCCUGGGCUGCCCCACGGUCUCCUUCCCGCGCAGCCUGAGAGCUGCAGCCCACCACGUCCUGGGGCUUCCUGUUGAUGGAACCCGGGUCCCUGCAGGCUGGAGCUCCUGACUGCCCGGCCUGGGUUGGCUCCGCGCGGUCCUGGCUCUGGGGGCCUAUAGGGGUGUGGCUGUGACCUCCCUGGAGAUGAACUUGAGCCUGAUAAUGAAUAAGAAGGUGAGCAGUGGACGCAGGGAGGCUCACCUUGACCUUUGCUUCUCCUUGUGCAUCUGCAAGGACGGACGUGAGCGGAGACCCGCGUGUGUGUUGUGCGUGCGGCGCUCUUCCCGUUCCUGGCCUUCGACUGCAGUGUGUGAAACUGCUGCCCCGCUGGGGAUGUGCCCAGAACCCUGCCUGUCUGCGCACGUUCACCUGCACAAGCCCUCGGCCACCUAGAACACUCACUGCCCGUGUAUUUAUGCUUUCUCAUGUGUAACAAGUCAGGCCCGUGUCCUGUCACUCUCUUCCUAGUGGUUCCUAACUGUUGUCUGGCAAAUGACUGUUUCUGGUUUUGCAAAUUGACACAGGUCUUUGUUGCUUCUUUGCACUUCUUUCAGGAUGGCCUUCUUUCUCAUGGGAAGGAUAUAAUGGUUCCUCAGUGUAGAUCAGAGGACUCUGUCACGGUUCUGUUGUUUAGAUCCCUUCCCAGGCCUGUCCUGUUCCGUGUUCAGAAGCAGCAGGCAGAAUCAGACCUUGGAAGCCGAACUUCCCUUGGAGUCUGAGCUGUGAAGAUUUCAUGGAACACAAUUAAAAACAUGAGAAAUUUGGUUGAAUCACCAUGCAAUGUAUACCUGACUUUUUAAAAAAAUUAAAGCAAUGCUCACUUUCAGCUACCAGUGUUAGUGGGUGUGAGUAGAUGUUAGGAUCAGGGAACCACACGUAGGACUGAGGAGACCCGGGAUGAAUUCCUACCACUGCUGGGCAGGCCUUCACACACCUCCAUUGAGCCAGAGUCUAUCUCAUAUUUAAAAACAAAAAUGUGAUGGGACCUUGCCAGCCAAUUUGUGGAGCAGUUGCCCAGAAGCUCCACUGUCCAGAGCAAGCCGUUUGGGGGUUGUGAAUGGGCUUCUGAAAGCACGACCUUCCCAGCUGACCCAGAGGAAGCCAGAGCGACGGCAGAACCAACUGCAAGGACAUGGUUGUCGAUUUUCCAGUAAACGACCAAAGCGACAUCAAGCCUUUUCCCUCACCCUGCAUUGGCAAAACUACCUCUUCAGUAUUUUCGUUUAAUGUCUGAGUCAAGAGCAUCUUACCAGUCUGUAUAAAUGUCCCGUGCAUCAUUAUGGAAACAGUGCUGUGAGAUUAUAAGCCAUAUCUGAAUGUCUCGUGCGCGUUAGGGGCUGCACCCACCCUGAAGUGGUCACCUCCUUUCGUGUCUGCUUACACUGUGGUCCCGCUUACUCUGUGGGGAAGGGGUCUCCUUUAAGUAGCGCUUCACUGCUAGUGAGUCAGUGCCUGUUCUGUUAUGGAAAUGAUUGUU
This is a messenger RNA of Octodon degus (degu), 2556 nucleotides long. It is a transcript of the gene Rspo2, whose product is annotated as R-spondin 2. The coding region runs from base 228 to 956 and encodes 242 amino acids. NCBI's taxonomy places the organism in Eukaryota, Metazoa, Chordata, Mammalia, Rodentia, Octodontidae. The record is from RefSeq and is a predicted model, not a curated record. The transcript has 5 exons.